UGCUGUUUGUUGUGAAGGACGUGCAGAGAUGUCAGGAAUUGCGGCAAAGCUCCAGCAAAACAGGGCGCGUGCAGCGGGCAUCGGUACCAACGCUCAAGCGGUCAAAUUCCUCAAUCAGGACUAUGAAGCGCUCAAGCGAGAGUGUCUGGAGAGCGGACGCUUAUUUCAGGAUGACAUGUUUGAAGCCAAUACAUCUGCGCUCGGGUUCAAGGAACUGGGACCAAACUCUUCUAAAGUGCGCGGGGUUGAGUGGCUGAGACCAAAGCAACUGACGUCCAACCCAACGUUCAUUAGUGGAGGAGCGACCAGAACUGACAUCUGCCAGGGUGCUUUGGGUGACUGUUGGCUUCUAGCUGCCAUCGCUUCUCUUACCCUGAACCAGGACGUGUUCGCCCGUGUGGUCCCACCUGGUCAGAGCUUUGACGGUGACUACGCUGGAAUAUUUCAUUUCCAGUUCUGGCAGUAUGGUGAAUGGGUGGAUGUGGUCAUUGACGACCGUCUGCCUGCAAGAAAAGGAGCGUUGCUGUUUGUCCACUCCGCCGAGGGCUCUGAGUUUUGGAGCGCUCUGCUGGAAAAAGCCUAUGCAAAGCUGAACGGCUCAUAUGAAGCUCUCUCUGGUGGCACCACCACAGAGGGUUUUGAAGAUUUCACCGGAGGCAUCGCUGAGGUCCAUGAAUUGGCGAAAGCAGGUCCACAUCUCUUCAAAACCAUCCAGAAGGCUUUGAGCUGGGGCUCACUGCUGGGCUGCUCAAUUGAUAUUACAAGCUCUGCUGAUUCAGAGGCAAUUACUAGUCAGAAACUGGUGAAAGGACACGCCUACUCGCUUACAGGAGCCGAAGAGGUGGAGUACAGGGGCGAGUUAACCAAACUGGUCCGAAUCAGGAACCCCUGGGGGCAGGUGGAGUGGACUGGACCCUGGAGCGAUGGGUCUACAGAAUGGCGUCAGAUCAGUGACAGUGACCGUGAGAAACUGAGCUCAAAAGCAGAAGAUGGAGAGUUCUGGAUGUCAUACUCUGAUUUCCUGCGUCAUUACUCGCGGGUGGAGAUCUGUAAUCUGACCCCUGAUGCUCUCACAGAUGAAAGUGUCAAUAAGUGGGCACUGUCCAAGUUUGAUGGCAACUGGAGGAGUGGAUCUACUGCUGGAGGCUGCAGGAACUUUCCAAACUCGUUCUGGAUGAACCCUCAGUUUUUGAUCAAGCUGGAGGAGGAGGAUGAUGACCCGGCUGAUAAUGAAGCGGGAUGCAGCUUCGUUGUGGGUCUGAUCCAGAAGAACCGUCGCAAAAUGAGAAAGAUCGGAGAGGACAUGCACACCAUUGGCUUCGCCAUCUAUGAGGUUCCUCAAGAGUUUGUUGGGAAGAGGAAUGUCCAUCUGGAUCGUAACUUCUUUGUGCGACAUGGCUCAGCGGCCCGCUCCGAGACCUUCAUCAACCUGCGGGAGGUGUGCUCUCGUUUCUGUCUGCCCCCCGGCGAGUAUCUCAUUGUACCAUCCACCUUUGAGCCCAACAAAGAUGGAGACUUCUGCGUGCGCGUCUUCUCUGAAAAACAGGCAGAGUUCCAAGAGCUUGAUGACCCUGUCGAGUGCAAGGUUCCAGAGAUUGAUGUGAAAGAGAGUGAUAUUGAUAGCCGGUUUAAGAAUCUGUUUGGACAGCUUGCUGGGGCUGACUGUGAGAUCUCACCAUUUGAACUGCAAAAUAUCCUGAACAAAGUGAUAUCUAAACGCAAAGACAUUAAAACUGAUGGAUUUAGUUUGGACACUAGCCGCAACAUGGUCAACUUACUGGAUAAAGACGGCAGUGGAAAACUGGGCCUGCUUGAAUUUAAGAUUCUCUGGACUAAAAUUGAGAUGUACCUGGACAUCUACUGUAAAAUUGAUAAGGACAAGUCAGGCACAAUGAGCUCUAUGGAGAUGAGAGAAGCAGUAGAGAAAGCAGGCUUCUCUCUGAGCAAUCCUCUACACCAGAUCCUGGUAGCACGCUACAGCGACUCCAAUCUCACCAUCGACUUUGACAACUUUGUGGGCUGUAUUAUGCGUCUUGAAUGCAUGUUCAAAACAUUUAAAAUGCUGGACAAGGACAAGAAUGGCACAGUAGAGCUGAACAUGGCGGAGUGGCUGAAUUUUUCCAUGCUUUGAGGAAAAUGAGCAGAUUCCGGACUGCUGGGAGAAGAUCUGAUUAGUUUCUUAUGCAUUGCACUAACAAUGACAUUGAAAGACAGAAGGAAAAGGAAAACUGAUGUCGCUAUUUGUGUCAUAAUGUGAAACACAUUAGCAUGUCAUGCUACAUGUUCUCCAGACUCGGCCCUGCAUCAAACUGAUCGCCUAUCUUUAUAUGCUAAAUAAAUAAAUAAAUAGGUUCCUGAGCAGUAAAAAGAAUUCAUAUAUUUGUGGUUUAGCUAGUUAGUUAUUGCUUUUUUUGUUGUACAGUUCAUAGAAGGGUAUCAUAAAACAGUACAACAGAUGACAAAAAUAUGUUAGAUACAAACAAACCAUUUUAUGUGGACAAAAAUGAAUUGUUUAAUUUAAGGACACUGUUAAUGACAGCAGUGGCAGGUGUGUGUUUUCUUUCUUUCUUUCUCUGUAUGUCUACACUUCUUUAAAAAAAAAAAAAAACUUAUUUAUAAUACUUAUUUUUGAGAGAUGAACUAAGGAUUUUGAGUAAGUUACAGGCUUUUGCAGGUAAAUAUAUUGUGUGGUGCUGUUUGUAUGAAUUGUUUCAAGAAAUGCACUUACUGGUUUGCAAAUCUUAUGAUUCAAGAAAUAUACCAAAGCGACUGAGGGAAAACUGUAAAAUUUAAAUGCCAAUUACAGUUUCAACAGAUUGUAACUGUAGUGACCUUUACUUGGUUUAAAAGGUUCGUUGGUCACUUCUCGGGUCCACUGGGGAAAUUUUAGACACCUCUUUGUUGACUCCUUUAUAUCUAUUAAAGUCCAGGAAAAUGAA
Messenger RNA from Ctenopharyngodon idella (grass carp), 2939 nucleotides. It is a transcript of the gene capn2l, whose product is annotated as calpain 2, (m/II) large subunit, like. The record is from RefSeq and is a predicted model, not a curated record. Gene Ontology annotation, cellular component: cytoplasm. The transcript has 21 exons. The coding region runs from base 29 to 2131 and encodes 700 amino acids. Gene Ontology annotation, biological process: proteolysis. NCBI's taxonomy places the organism in Eukaryota, Metazoa, Chordata, Actinopteri, Cypriniformes, Xenocyprididae. Gene Ontology annotation, molecular function: calcium ion binding; calcium-dependent cysteine-type endopeptidase activity.